UAACAAGAAUCAUUUCGGAAAUUUUGCUGAACCACAUCUUGAAAACUUAAAAAUUUAAUGACAUACAGCAUCAGUUAAGUUACAUCAUGGCAACAACUGUACGCUACACUAAAAGUCCGGGUGUCGAUAAACCUUCUAUAAAGCUUAACGAGCUUGAAGCAAACGAAGGAGACUAUGCUAUAAUAACACGCGGUGGUGAUAUGGAGGAAACCUAUCAAAAUGUGAAAACAGAGAGAAAAGUAAACAGUGAUAAAAUAGGAGUUUCAAAGGAAAAACGAGACAAAACAAAAAUUGUGAUAGUUUUGCUAGGUUGUGUUGUGUCCGGUUUGGUAGUGGCAGUCGUGUUUUCGAUUUUGGUUAUUUUUUCCAUACAUCAAAAACCCGUCACAAAUGGUGAUUGGACGAGUUGGGCUGAUUGGGGAGCAUGCAGUGUAACGUGCGGAAUUGGCAUAACUACUCGAAUACGGACAUGUUCAAACCCAAGACCUUCGACAAUGGGACAAUAUUGUGAGGGUACCUCGGAUCAAGUGCAAAUAUGUGGUAAUAGUUCUUGUUCAGUGACAGAUGGUGGCUGGACGGAUUGGGAAAAUUGGAGAGCAUGCAGUGUAACAUGUGGAACUGGCUUUACUACUCGGAUACGGACUUGCUCCAACCCCAAACCAUCGAUUAUGGGACGAUAUUGUGACGGUACCUCUUUGCAAGUGCAAUCCUGUAGCAAUACGUCGUGUUCAGAUGGCGGUUUUGGCUUUUCUGUGCAUAGACCAAUUUGGAAUUCGGGAGAUACAACAAUGAAAUUCAAUGCAGCAGCUUAUAAUGACAACGAUGUAUUUAACAUAACAUCUGGUGAAUUUGUCUGCCAGAAAGAAGGACUGUACUUACUUAUAAGCACGUUUCUACGAGUAUAUAACACCACAGGUUCUAUAGAUUGCAACUUUUAUAAAAAUUCCAAGUUCAUCGGGUAUGGUCCUUUGGCUAGUAGCAACAACGCAAGUGACCAUCCAUCCGCUACGAGUUCGAUUUUGCAUCAUUUAAAACCAGGUGAUCGUGUUUAUCUGGGUUCAUGCGAGGGCUUGCGUUAUGCGGCUGGAGGUUCAAGUUUUACAGGCGUUCUAAUUAAUCCCAUGCAUUAGAAUGAGGUGUCCCUGCUGAUAAUUUAAACAUGCCACGUGACUCAAGUUAGUUGCCGAUCAGAGUAUUCACGGUAACUAUUACAACAUCACUAUGAGGAAUUACAUGAACAAAAUAAUCUCCAAACCAAAACAAAAGUACUGGAUAAUUCUAAAGCAGGUUUUGCUGUACAUCUGAAAUGUAGCCUAUCUCAUGGCAUCAUAGAUGUAUUCUAAAACCUAAAACUACAUAGAUUUAAAUUAUAUCUCUGAUCUUCUUGAACACGUGAAGGAACUGAGAAUUCUCUUCAACGUAAGUGUUUGCAAUUACAAUAAAUCUAUCAUCAUUUGAAACUUCUUAAAAGAGAUUAUUUUGAUCUUGUGAUUCCCCACACUAGACAUGUAUUAUAAUAGUGCUAAUCUUUAUUAUUGACAUGUGAAGUCCAAGCCAGGCUAAGUAGUAGCUUAGAGCUUUUUUUAUGAAAACGUCAUGUUCACAAUAUUAAAUGUCUACUAAUGUUUUCUGAACUCACCAUAUGUUUUGAUAUGUUUUGAUAUACAGGUAAGUAAAUAAAGCAAAUGUUUGACUGCAUUUAUAGAUAUGAUUUGUAAUAUAGGAGAAAAUAGAAACGUGUACGUAUUAGUUGCAAAUAUCACCCAGUCGUUUAAACGAAUCAAGAAAGGAAAUUAUAUUGAAAUAUUAUAACUUAUUGGAGAAUUUUGUAAAUACCUGUAAUUCUGCCGAUAGCAAUGUCUAGUUUUUAUAUAUAUUUUCUUCUUCUUAUUGGCUUGUUUAAGGCUAGAAAAAUAAAUGAAACAAUAUGUUAAAAAAAUUGAUUACUAAUAAAUUGUGCUUUUGUGUA
This is a messenger RNA of Mercenaria mercenaria, 1969 nucleotides long. RefSeq lists its product as uncharacterized. Gene Ontology annotation, molecular function: protein binding. Bases 87 to 1130 code for a protein of 347 amino acids. Lineage: Eukaryota; Metazoa; Mollusca; Bivalvia; Venerida; Veneridae. The transcript is spliced from 4 exons. The record is from RefSeq and is a predicted model, not a curated record.